CUGAACACCACUUUUAUCAAACAACACAGCUCAUAGUCAUACGCAUACGGAAAUCAUUUCAACUGACCAUGUCGAGCAUUCCAUUCUUUUGCACCGCCAACAUCCCACUCGAGGUAAGUGGCAUUCAGAAAAAGAUGACUUUGUAAGUUACUAAUGUUUGCUUGCCAGCUCAUCAAAGAGUUCGUCGUCGAAUCUCAACGACCAGAAAACACAAGAAACAACUGGUCUCUCAUCCGAGAUCCCCCCCAGGAUGAAUUUGAUGAAGAAACUCUUGGACCGCUCGACCACUUCGACUCCGGCUUCCUCAGCUUCACAAUUGAUGAUCUGAAAUUCUAUCUCAAAAACCUUCCCGAAGAGCAUCAAGAAACGAUCGCUGUAUCCACAUUCGUCGUCCUCGACGAGAGGACUAUACGUGACAAAACAGUCUCAAUUCACCAUUGGACUCGAGAGACUCCGGAUGAUGUCGAUGAGAGUAUCGACUUUGACGAUUGGCCGGUGAUCGAGUCUUGGAAAGAGUGGAGGGUGCCCUUUUCCAGUGCGGCUCUUGUCGCUUCGAGGCUGGAGAAUGAUGUUUAUGAUAGGAUCAAAAAUGAAGGGGGAUUCUCGGGAAAGAGUGAUGAGCAUGUUGAUGCCGAGGGUGUGCUUCGACUUCCGUCUUUGAAGAUGAAGGAUUUUGAAUUUUUGGAUGAUGAGGGGUGGCCGCUUGGUGAUGAUUGAUGGAGUUGAGGGAAUUUACCAGCGACAGAGAAUUUUAUACUUAGCCAAAUAAAACAUGAAAACUCUCCUAGGGUAGAAUCGACGUUUGCCAAAUUAUCGAAUAAGGUCGAUCAACCCCACGGAUACUGCAGUAGUAAUUUUCCAAAAUCUGUAAUUAC
Molecule: messenger RNA, 875 nt
Organism: Hymenoscyphus albidus
Lineage: Eukaryota; Fungi; Ascomycota; Leotiomycetes; Helotiales; Helotiaceae
Source: the annotation of a GenBank genome assembly